AUGGUUUUGCUAGGCUGGCAAGGCAUUGUUUUUCUGUCGCUCUUAUGGCAGGUUUCCUUGGGCACUAAAAUCCUCAAGUUCACCAAUGUCAAGUGCAUGGAUUUGCCCACCUCUAGGGGCUUUACCAAGUAUGAAUACUGUCGCCUAAAGGUGGUUAAUAGAAAUCAGGUGGAGCUUUCCCUGAAGGUCAGCCUCAAGCAGCUUCCCAUUAAAAAUUUGACUGCCAGAUUGCAAUGUUUUCAACGACGUGAUGGCUAUAGACCCUUUAUGUACAAUAUUUUAUUUGAUUUCUGCAAACUAAUGGCGAGCAGUAACUACCAGUUGUCCUUUGAGCGGUUUAUAUUUGAUGCCAUAAGGAAGCAAAGCAACUUUAAUCAAAGUUGUCCUUGGAAGGAGAACCACAUGACUGUAGAGAAGUUUGCCCUGGAUUUCAGCAAGAUCAAUAUGCCAGUGCCGGCGGGCACAUACCGCUUGGAUUUCACCUUUUACGCCUACGGCAUUGCCCGCACAUUGACACAGGUGUUUUUCGAGAAAGGGGAGUAG
Drosophila kikkawai is the source of this 543-nucleotide messenger RNA. RefSeq lists its product as uncharacterized. NCBI's taxonomy places the organism in Eukaryota, Metazoa, Arthropoda, Insecta, Diptera, Drosophilidae. The record is from RefSeq and is a predicted model, not a curated record.